CUACAAUGACAUCCCAUGUUCUCAGGUCCCAGUGCAUUAUGGUCAACGCCAAGAGACUGUGCAUCUCGCUGGGGCGCCGCGGCUUCACCAUAUUCUUCGCGCUGCUCGUCCUGGGAGGGCUGAUCUGGGCGUACGUGGCCGGCUUCCAGCUGGUCUCCAACGAGUUCAACAUCAUUUCCUUUGGGAUCUACGGGGCUGUGCUGGGGAUCCACAUCCUCAUCCAGAGCCUGUUCGCCUUCCUGGAGCACCGCAAGAUGAGGAAGAACAAGCUUAGCUGCAGCUACACCAAGACGGUGGCCCUCACCAUCUCCGCCUACCAGGAGGACCCCGAGUACCUCCGGGAGUGUCUCCUCUCUGUCAAGAACCUCCAGUACCCUCUGGACAAGCUCAAGAUCAUCAUGGUCGUCGACGGCAACAGCCCGGAUGACCAGUACAUGAUGGACAUGUUCAAGGAGAUGUUCGGGGAGGGCGCGGGGAGCUACGUGUGGAAGAACAAUUACCACUCCUGGGACCACAAGGCUGCUCUGGAGGAGUCGCUCAAGGAUCAGCACAUAUAUCAGAACCCAGAAGAGCUGGACUACAGGGAGGUGGAGAUGGACGACCCACAGAGGCUGGACGUGGAGGACCUGAUCAACAGCAAGCGAUGCGUGUGCAUCAUGCAGAAGUGGGGCGGCAAGAGGGAGGUCAUGUACACCGCCUUCAAGGCGUUGGGGGACUCUGUGGACUACGUGCAGGUGUGUGACUCGGACACUAAGCUGGACCCCUUGGCCACGCUGGAGCUGGUGAAGGUGCUGGAGUCUGACGAGCGGUACGGGGCAGUGGGGGGAGACGUGCAGAUCCUCAACCUCAGCGAGUCCUACAUCAGCUUCAUGAGCAGCCUACGCUACUGGAUGGCCUUCAACGUGGAGCGCGCCUGCCAGUCCUUCUUCAACUGCGUGUCCUGCAUCAGCGGCCCCCUGGGUCUGUACAGGAACGACCUCCUGCAGCUGUUCCUCGAGUCCUGGUACAAUCAAAAGUUUCUGGGCACGCACUGCACCUUCGGAGAUGACAGACACCUCACCAACAGGAUGCUCAGCAUUGGAUACGCCACCAAGUACACAGCGAGAUCCAAGUGCUACACAGAGACCCCGGGCCAGUUCCUGCGCUGGCUCAACCAGCAGAUUCGAUGGACCAAGUCCUACUUCCGCGAGUGGCUCUACAACUCUCUCUGGUGGCACAAGCACCACCUGUGGAUGACGUACGAGUCCAUCGUGACGGGGAUCUUCCCCUUCUUUGUCACGGCCACGGUCAUCAUACUGUUCUACACCAGGGGCCUGUGGCACAUCAUGUGGAUCCUGCUGUGCAUCCAGAUCAUUGCACUGAUCAAGGCUCUCUACGCCUGCCUCCUGCGCAUGGACCCGAUCAUGGUGUUCAUGUCUCUCUACGCUGUGCUCUACAUGACCAGCCUGCUGCCCUCCAAGUACUUCGCCAUCCUCACCAUGACCAAGAGCAGCUGGGGCACGUCGGGGAGGAAGAAGAUCGUGGGGAACUACAUGCCGCUGCUGCCCUUGUCCAUUUGGGCUUUGAUCCUCCUGGGAGGCCUCUUCCAUGCCUGCUACAUGGAGGGCAUCUCGAAUUGGAGCCUUCUCUCCAAGAAAGCGGAGAUCCCCUACCUGAUCUAUGGGACGGUCGCUUACGCCUGUUUCUGGAUCUUCAUGAUCAGCAUGUACUGGGUGUUUUUCAGGCGUUGCUGGCGGAAGAGAGCCGAUUACUAUGACAUCAAUGUGUGAGACUCCAUCUUCGAAGGGCCGAGGUGUGCUUGGAGAUGUCGUCCCCUGGCACUGUGUGGGGGGGUGGGGGCGAUGUCAUUGCCGCAUCACUGCCACACGUUCAGGGAUUAAAAUACUUCUGGAAAUGAAGGAUGGACUGGGACUUUUCACUGGGACCAGUGACUGGAUUGUUCUUGUAAAGAUUCUUCUUCUUAUUUAUUUAUUACUUACAAUUGUUACAAGAAAUCACAGUGCAAACUAUCACAUUACAGAAUAUCACAAUACCAAUAAGAACUGUUACAAAAUACAGUAGUAAAAUCAGUAGAUCCAUUUCGAAUCCUAUACACCACAAUUUUUAUGGAUAUAGACAGUUUUAUGUAUGCUUAUUUAUUGGGGCUUGUUUUGGUUAUCAUGUUGAUUAAUUCAAGCUGGUAGAUUAUUUUGGAAGAUGGCAUAAAUUGAUAGUAAAAACGGGGACUGGUUAAUUAUUGGAAGGGUUUGAGCAAGAAACUUUGAGCAAAAAUUCACAUAUAAGGCUUAGCACAGUGCCAUAAAGUUGGAACAGCUAGAAAUGUGUAAAUAUGUCCUGUGUGAUGGAAUGAGAGACUCAUGUGUAUGAUUGUGAUCAUGCAGACUGUAUUUCUAGUUUUGUUAUUCGUUAAAUACAGUUUAAAUCCAGGGUUUUUUUUUGUUCAAAUAAAUAAAACUAUUUUUUAACAAAA
This is a messenger RNA of Polyodon spathula (Mississippi paddlefish), 2470 nucleotides long. It is a transcript of the gene has1, whose product is annotated as hyaluronan synthase 1. The transcript is spliced from 4 exons. Lineage: Eukaryota; Metazoa; Chordata; Actinopteri; Acipenseriformes; Polyodontidae. Gene Ontology annotation, molecular function: hyaluronan synthase activity. Bases 6 to 1769 code for a protein of 587 amino acids. Gene Ontology annotation, biological process: hyaluronan biosynthetic process; extracellular matrix assembly. The record is from RefSeq and is a predicted model, not a curated record.